Messenger RNA from Spinacia oleracea (spinach), 1014 nucleotides. Its product is annotated as putative F-box/FBD/LRR-repeat protein At5g22610. The record is from RefSeq and is a predicted model, not a curated record. NCBI's taxonomy places the organism in Eukaryota, Viridiplantae, Streptophyta, Magnoliopsida, Caryophyllales, Amaranthaceae. Gene Ontology annotation, molecular function: protein binding. The transcript has a single exon. Bases 1 to 1014 code for a protein of 337 amino acids.
AUGAGCAAUGAUCGGAUUUCGCGGCUGCCGGAGCACAUCAUCCACCACAUUCUGUCAUCUAUACCCGUAAAAGAUGCGGGUCGAACUUCCAUUUUGUCUAAGGACUGGAAAACAGUAUGCACUUCGUACAACAUUUUGCCAUCUUUACAUUAUGAUCACAAUUCUUUUGCAUCAGAGUUACUCCUCUCUGGUCAAGAGCCCGAAAUUUUCGAAAUAAGGGACAAAUUCAUGGAUUUUGCGGAUAAUAACUUGGUAAGAAUAAACCAUGAAAAUUCACCCGUGGCAAGAUUAAUAUUAGAUGUGGUGGUAAUUAGGGACGAGUUUUCACGUGUUGAUCAAUUAAUGGAUAUUGUUGGAAAAACCAAGGUUGAUGAAUUGUGCAUUUCUGUGCAAACAAAAGAUUCUCGUUGGUAUUCUCAUUUGUAUGAUGAUAUGUCUGAGGAAGAAGACGAAGAAGAUGAGUAUAUAUGUUACGAGUUCCCGUACACGAGUGUAUUGGCUUCUAAACAGUUGCAAUCUCUUUCGAUUACAUGGUGUAAGUUCAUGUGUAACAAACGUACUCUAACUAUCAACGAGAAUAAUGUCAAUGUGGGCGUGUUUUCUUCUUUGAAACAGUUGUGUUUAUCGCGUGUCAUGUUAAACAACGAAGCGUUAAGCAACGUAGGAAGUUGUUGUCCAUGGAUUGAAUUCGUAAGGUUUGAAUUCUGCAUUUUUUUGUUCGAAUCCCUUAAACUCUCGAAAUUUCCUAACCUAAAGAAGGCUUCUAUCGAGAGUGAAGAAUUUAGGAGGCUACAUAAUGUUGACUGUAUAGGAACUAAACUUGAGAGUUUUCAUUGUCAAAGUGAUUAUUUAAAGUGGGUGAUUAAUCAAGAUGCUUGUAGUAAUAUCAGAAAACUACAACUUGGUUAUUUAUCUGUAAAUAACCCUAGUUUGUUUGAAGAUCUUUCAAUUAACUACUUUUCCAUUGAUGGAGAAAGCAGAAAUUACAGAUAUCAGAGGUGUAAAUACGAUUAA